Molecule: messenger RNA, 603 nt
Organism: Pelobates cultripes (western spadefoot toad)
Lineage: Eukaryota; Metazoa; Chordata; Amphibia; Anura; Pelobatidae
Source: the annotation of a GenBank genome assembly
AUGGAUGGUGAGAACAGUUGCGAUGCUGGCUUGACCUUAAUACAGGAAACAAGCAGAGAACAACUGGAAGCAAUUGAUCAGCUUCAGGCAGAAAUUAAAAAACGUACUACGCAGAUGAAUACGCUGCACCAGCGAUUUGCUUUUUUGCAAAUUCAAACAUUGUUGGAUACUAAAAAAGAUGAUUUUAUUAAGAAACAAAUUCAGCACACGUGUGCUCAGUACACGGAAUUGAAUGCUGCAUCUAUGCUCACCGAAAUAACUCGACUUCGGCACCACAUUAUCUUGUAUAAGGAGGUCAAUCCUGAUGAGCAGGUUGCAAACUGGUCAGCUUUAGAUUUGCUUCGCUGGGUGUAUAAGUGGAAGCUGCAAGAAAGUUUAACUAACUUUGUUGUCACAUUAAGAAUCUUUCUUACUAUCACUGUUUCUACAGCGAGUUGUGAAAGAAGUUUCUCAAAACUUAAACUAAUUAAAACAUAUCAGAGAUCUACAACGAGCCAAGAAAGACUGAGUAAUCUAGCAAUACUGUCCAUUGAGAGAGACUUUAAUGUAGAUUUCAAUUCCGUUGUUGAAAAAUUUGCGCUAAUUAAAAGCAGGCGAAUUUAA